This is a messenger RNA of Brassica oleracea var. oleracea, 855 nucleotides long. RefSeq lists its product as uncharacterized. Lineage: Eukaryota; Viridiplantae; Streptophyta; Magnoliopsida; Brassicales; Brassicaceae. The record is from RefSeq and is a predicted model, not a curated record. The transcript has a single exon. Bases 1 to 855 code for a protein of 284 amino acids.
AUGACCCUCCUUCAAGCAGUCCUCUCAGCAAUACCCACCUUUCCUAUGUCAUGCUUUCAGUUACCAGUUAGUAUAUGCAAGAAAAUACAAUCAGUAUUGACUCGUUUCUGGUGGGACUCAAAUGAUGAAAAGAAGAAGAUGUGUUGGGUUUCUUGGGAAAAACUAACUAACCCUAAAUGUAUGGGAGGACUCGGGUUUAAAGAUAUCCAACGUUUCAACACAGCCUUGAUAGCUAAAAUACCCUGGAGAAUGCUCAACAAUCCUAACUGUCUACUAUCUAGAGUAUUGGUGGGCCAGUAUUGUCAAAAUGAUAGUCUACUGAAGGUUAGCCUAACGAAAACAGCAUCACAUGGAUGGAGAGGAAUCCUAGCAGGAAGAGACUUACUUGUCGAUCACCUUGGGAAGGUCAUUGGAGAUGGAUCAACCACCAAGAUUUGGGGGGAACCAUGGAUAUCACCAUCCUCUGCCACACUCCCCUUUGGUCCUACAAAAGAAGAUGAGAGUGAUCUUUAUGUCUCUGACUUGAUCCUAAGAGGGAGCGGAUCUUGGAAUAUCACAAGACUACAAGAGCUCUUACCUGAGCUUACUAAGGAGAUCAUGUCUCUUAGACCAAGUGUAACUGGCGCACAAGAUUCUUAUGUAUGGUACCCUGUAGCAUCGGGGUCUUAUUCAGCAAAAUCGGGAUAUGCAGCAGCAUCAGCGAGCCUCUUGCCUACAAUGAAUCAACCGGUGGUCCCAACUACUUUCAAUUGGCACAAAUCAGUGUGGAACGUGGAAAGCCCUCCAAAACUGAAACUCCUAAUCUGGAAAAUCCUCCAUGAAGCGCUUCCAACUGGUUUAAAUCUGCAAAAAUGA